GCGGCUGUGACGAGGCUAUGGAGUGUUGAUUGCGGUAAGAACCUCAGUUCCACCGAGAGUCGUCGGCCAGUGUGUUGCUCCGCCACAACCACCGAGUCAGCCUCCACGUGAACCACGGAGCGUUGUCAGUGCGCCACUCCAUGCAUCUGUCCCCGGAGUUAGGUGGCGAGAGGUCCGACAGAAUGACGGACUUCCUGCUGCCGGUGGAGAGGACCCUGACCGAGGUUUUGGGAGAACAUCCCGGCGAACUGACCCAAACCGGCAGUCCCAAUUUCGUGUGCUCGAUAUUGCCCUGUCAUUGGAGGUCCAACAAGACUUUACCGGUGGCCUUCAAGCUGGUGGCCCUGGGUGAGGUGUCCGAUGGCACCCUAGUAACCAUCAGGGCAGGCAACGAUGAGAAUUACUGCGGGGAACUGCGUAACUCCACGGCGGUUAUGAAGAACCAAGUGGCCAAGUUUAACGAUUUGAGAUUCGUGGGAAGGAGCGGAAGAGGAAAGAGCUUCACUCUGACAAUCACGGUCAGCACCAAUCCUCCCCAAGUGACCACCUACGUCAAGGCUAUCAAAGUGACCGUGGACGGACCCAGAGAACCCAGAAGUAAGACCAGGCAUCAGCAGUUGCGGGCUUUCGCUAGUGCCUUCGGUCACCGUUCGCCAUAUUUGGGAGACCCACUACGGGAUUGGGACCAUCUACGUAGGAAGGCGGCGGAACAAUGGGCUGCCGACAUACACCGGAGAUUGCCGAACCAGGGACAAGAUCCGACUCAAGCUCUUCAUCUGGCAGCUGUCGAUUCGCCGUGGGGACCUUACGGAUCGCAUUACACAACUUACAUGGCCUCUACUCAGGGUUUGCCAGCCGCUGCCUUCGCUGCAUCGCACUCUAUCGAAGGAAGUCCCACGUCGUCUCACGAUGCCUGCCCCCAAUUGUCUACAGGCAUGGACAGGAGCAAUUCCAGCGUUUUCUCGUCUCUAUCGGAAGGUCCACUCCCUCUGAAGGAUUCGAUGGUGACCACUCGAUAUACCAAUACCGUAACGGCAGAGAUAUGCUUAACGGACCGUCUGUCUGACCUCAGACAUGGAUUAGGUGGAUCGAGUUACGCUCAUCAGCCCGCAACCACCACUGCAGUAUCUCUUCUAUCGGCCAACAACACUUCGCCCUAUCUGUCUGUCAGUCACGGUCUCCUGGCGGGACCCGGAUACUACGGAAGCAAUAACGGAGUAUAUCUGACCCCUCCCAUGUUGCCUCCGUCCCUCAUCUAUCCUCAGCUCUACGGCAGCGUGUCUCAUCACUCCUUCCACCUGUUGGGUUCCUCUGCAGUAGAAACCGAGCAACCUCCCAAUAGCGAAGGCGAAAGGGGUGCAUCGGAGCAGCAAGAGAACAGGGAAGAGAGCAGGAAAGAAGGAAGAUCACCCAGAUUCACAUCGACCAACGGACAAUCAGAUCACCUUUGGAGACCUUACUGAUUCUUCUGGUUUCGUCGGCACGGCCAUCUUCGUCAGUUUCCUUUUUGUAUAUAAAUUAGGACAUAAAAAAACUUUUAAAUAUUUAUGAAACGGAAUGUCGAGAGCUGCCGAUCCAGUUGCUGUGCAAGACGAAAUUCUAUCCUUGCGAAGAAUUUUAAAAUAAAAUAAAUAAAUAAA
Centruroides sculpturatus (bark scorpion) is the source of this 1640-nucleotide messenger RNA. Its product is annotated as runt-related transcription factor 1-like. Gene Ontology annotation, molecular function: ATP binding; DNA-binding transcription factor activity, RNA polymerase II-specific; RNA polymerase II cis-regulatory region sequence-specific DNA binding. The record is from RefSeq and is a predicted model, not a curated record. Gene Ontology annotation, biological process: regulation of DNA-templated transcription. The coding region runs from base 141 to 1463 and encodes 440 amino acids. The transcript is spliced from 6 exons. Gene Ontology annotation, cellular component: nucleus. NCBI's taxonomy places the organism in Eukaryota, Metazoa, Arthropoda, Arachnida, Scorpiones, Buthidae.